Salvia miltiorrhiza (redroot sage) is the source of this 1811-nucleotide messenger RNA. Its product is annotated as chalcone synthase-like. The transcript has 2 exons. NCBI's taxonomy places the organism in Eukaryota, Viridiplantae, Streptophyta, Magnoliopsida, Lamiales, Lamiaceae. Gene Ontology annotation, biological process: polyketide biosynthetic process. The record is from RefSeq and is a predicted model, not a curated record. Bases 616 to 1647 code for a protein of 343 amino acids. Gene Ontology annotation, molecular function: acyltransferase activity, transferring groups other than amino-acyl groups.
CAAACAUGCAGAAGAUCAGUGGCGGAUCCAGGAUUUUUAAAUUGGGGGACGAAAAAAUAAUCUCAUAAACAUAAAUAUAAAAGACAAUUAAUUUAAUGUUAAAAAUAGUGUGUUUCAAAAUAUUGUUUGAACAAGAAAAAAAAUUACAUAACUAUUUAAUUUAUCUUCCGAUGAGUCUUCAUUUUUUCGAAGCGUUUCACAACCUCGCCAUCGGAAGCUUUCGACGAGUCUUCAUUUCUUCGAAAUGUUUCCCAAAGUUACAAUCCAUCAAAGUAAACAAGGGGUUAAUUUUACUAUUUUUAAUAAUCAAGAAUAAUCCUCCAAAAUAAACGUUCCCUAAAGAAUAAAUCACAUGUCUCUUUAUUUCAAAUAGGUAAAAAAUUAAUUUACAAAUGACCUGUUUAUCAAAAAUUCACUCUUUCUCUAAUUAUUUGUGUGAUUUUUUUUACACUAUUUGAUACUUUAAAUUGUACAAUAACGUAAGUGACUUUAAAUUGUUGCAGCCACUUUAAAUUUUAGUUGGGCCCAAAGCCCAAACUAAAUAAUUCACAUGUGACUCGGCCGGCUGGGAACUUGGGGGUACAAAUACAAGUAAAAUGCAUAUGUAACCCCUUAAUGCAUAAUACUACUAGAAAGAUAUGUAAAAGAUUUGGGGGCGAGAGUUCGAAAAUCAAGAAACGCUACAUGCACCUGAAUGAGGAUCUCCUCAGAGAAAACCCAAGCAUCGCCGACUACGAGGCGCCGUCGCUCAACGCGCGGCUGGAGAUAGCGAUGGUGGAGGCGCCGAAGUUGGGCAAGAUAGCGGCGGAGAAGGCCAUCAAGGAAUGGGGGCAGCCCAAGUCCAACAUCACCCACCUCAUCUUCUGCACCAGCACCACUUCCGCCGACUUGCCCGCCGUCGACUACCGCCUCGCCCACCUCCUCGGCCUCCGCCCCACAGUCAUCCGCACCAUGCUGUGCCAGCAAGGCUGCUACGGCGGCGGCGCCGCCCUCCGCCUGGCCAAGGACUUGGCCGAGAACAACGCCGCCGCCCGGGUUCUAGUCGUCUGCUGCGAGCUCAACACCAUCUGCUUCCGCGGCCCGAGCGAGGACCACGUCGAGGACCUCGUCGGGCAGGCGCUGUUCGGAGACGCCGCCGCCGCUGUGAUCGUCGGCGCCGAUCCGGCGGCAGCGGAGCGGCCGGUCUUCCAGAUCAUGUCGGCCGCGCAGGCGACGGUCCCAGCGACGGACGACCGCAUCCGCGGCCGUCUGCGGGAGGCCGGGCUUCUCGUCGAUCUCUUCAAAGAUAUCCCGGGCCUGCUCUCGGAAAACAUAGGGGAGAAUUUGGAGCGGGCUUUCGGGCCGUGGGGGAUCUCGGAUUGGAACUCGAUAUUUUGGAUUGCGCAUCCCGGUGGGCCCGCGAUACUGGAUCAGGUGGAAGCGAAGGCGGGCCUGAAGCCCGAGAAGCUGCGGAUGUCGCGCCACGUGUUGAGCGAGUACGGCAACGUGUCGAGCCCCUCCGUGUUGCUUAUCUUGGACGAGAUGAGGAAGGCCGCCGCCGAGGAGGGGAGGAGCACCACCGGCGAGGGGCUGGAGUGGGGGGUGCUGUUCGGGUUCGGGCCGGGCCUCACGGUGGAGACGGUGGUGCUGCGCAGCAUGCCGAUUUAAAUAUAAACACGCAAAUAUUGGGUGAGUCGAAUAUUUGACACAAUGAUCUUGUUAAUUGAAUUGUGUUUUCGUGAUUAUGAUAUGUUUUAAUGUAAUUGUUUCAAUGUUGCGAUAAUGCAUGUUUGUUUUGAUUUUGUAAUAAUAAUAAUAAUAGGAUAUGGAAU